This is a messenger RNA of Macrosiphum euphorbiae (potato aphid), 336 nucleotides long. The record is from the annotation of a GenBank genome assembly. Lineage: Eukaryota; Metazoa; Arthropoda; Insecta; Hemiptera; Aphididae.
AUGCCUAAGCGAAAGUGCGUAUUUACUCCCAGCUUGAAAGUUGAAUUUCCGUUUUUAAGAGCUAGUGAUGAAAUCGGAAAAGUUUUAUGUAUUGUAUGCAAAUCAGUUUUUUCAAUAGAAAACGGUGGUCGUUCAGAUAUUCCACAACAUGUUAAACAAAAGAAACAUUUAUUGGCCGUAUCAAGCAGUUCUUCAAAUAAAGUAACGAAUUUUUUCAUUAAUGUACAGUCAACAAAUGAAAGCAAAUGUAUUGCGGCGGAAGAGGGUCUUUUGCAUAUUAUACCAUCAUACACAAUCAUUCAUUCAGGUCUAUGGAUUGUACAACAUCAAUUAUAA